Spinacia oleracea (spinach) is the source of this 843-nucleotide messenger RNA. RefSeq lists its product as uncharacterized. The record is from RefSeq and is a predicted model, not a curated record. Lineage: Eukaryota; Viridiplantae; Streptophyta; Magnoliopsida; Caryophyllales; Amaranthaceae. The transcript is spliced from 2 exons. Gene Ontology annotation, molecular function: RNA-DNA hybrid ribonuclease activity; nucleic acid binding. The coding region runs from base 1 to 843 and encodes 280 amino acids.
AUGGUUGAUGACGAGGAGGGCUUUCCUAGUGAGGAUUCUCAACACAUUUUUCGCUUUUGCAAUCUAGCAGAUCUAGUAUGGAGGUGCUCGCCUUUACAGAUUUUCUCAAAAACUAAUGAAGACGUUUCUUUGAAGAAAUGGAUUCAAAGCCAUAUCCUGCUCUUUCAUAGCAAGGAUGGAAUUGAUAGCCUUAGAAUAGAUGGGUUUGUGGCUGUCCUAUGGAGUUUAUGGACUACGAGGAAUAGCAGGAUCUUUCGAGAUGAAAAUGGACAUGCUCGUCUGGUCCUUCAGAAUGUUGAUAGGAUACUGGAAUCGUCAAGAACUUUCAAAUCGAUUAAACCAAGCUUACCCCAAAACAAUCAGGGGGGCCAUGUUCCUCCGGGUUUCGAUUUGGUCCAACUAGGGACCUUUACAGAUAGGUUUUCUAACUCUAUUUUGCAGGUUGAUGGGUCAUGGGAAAAGAAGACAGGACAAUCAGGAGGAGGUUGGGUUUACAAAUUUCACAAUGAUGCUCCCUUCCAACCAGGAGGAGGCUUCUAUGGGUGUGCGAAUUCAGCAAUACAGGUAGAGACAGAGACAUGCCUAAAAGCAAUGCAGUGGGUAAAGCAGCAGAAGAGAUCAGAAAUCUUCAUUAUGACAGACUCCUCAGUUUUGGUGUCAACCCUAAGGAAUGCAAUGACUGUCGAUGUUACUAUUUCUUGGAUGAUUAGGAAAAUCAAGCAACUUGCUUUAAGUUUCCAUAUCUGCACAAUCAUCAAAGUGGAGAGGAAGGACAUUCAUCAAGCUCAUGAGAUCGCCCAAAAAUGCAGGAAAUCUGGAACUAGUUUUAUUUCAGUUAUUUAG